CUGCGAAAAGAGAGAGGGAGGGAGGAGAGUACUGAGCUGAGAGAAAUCUGUCAGAUUCAAACACACUGCUCUCUGUGUGUGAUAGAUAGAGAGAAAGAGGGAAGAGAAGAGGGGAGGAGAGCUGAGGAGCAGACAGAAAGGGACAGCAGAGGACUACAAAGUGAGGUUCACCUAUGGAGCAGCGCUCCCGUCAGAAACCCAGGGGAUUCCAUGGACACAUCGACCUGACCGACGUCCCCGCCGAGCACGGACUGUCAGCGUUGAUGCAGACGUGCUGUGUACAGCUGUAGAGGGCAAGGGCGUAGAGUUGAAAGGUCGCAGACUAAGCAGCAGGAGAAAGGGCUGAAAGAUUUAAAAGGCUAGAUAGCGAGGACUGGAGAGGAAGCAGGGUUCAGGAAGUGAGGUUUAAGUGACGGUCGAGAAUCAAAGGGGUCAAAGAUGAUGACAUCACACGGAAAGCUAAGGAGGGAGAAGGGAAGUCUGGCCGAGUACGAAUCACAGGUCAAAGACUUGCGGGCCCAGCUGGCGGACCAGGUGAAGAUUUUAGACUCUCAGGUGGAAGUGAAACAGCAGCAGCUAUCCGACCUCUCUGAGUUCCUCCGGCGCCGUGGCGACAUCGAGGCCGAAUACGCACGAGCCCUCGAUAAGCUCACUGAGAGGUUCACCCACAAGACUAAGAAGAAGGAGCAGUGGGGUCAGUCGGUGUGUCAGGUCUGGUCUGUUUUGCUGACUCAGACUCGUCUGGAGAGCCGGGAACACGCAGCGCUGGGUGACACCUGCUGCAACACACUCACACAGCGGCUGGCGCACAGCACCGAGGACACACACCGCCUGCACAAACGGAGCAAAGAGGUUGGCAUCCAGAUGCAGGAUGAGCUGCUGAAGGUCACCACUGAACUGCAAACGGCUCUGAAGACGUACAACCAGUACCACACAGACUGUCUGACAGCUGAGGGGAAACUGAAGGAAGCCGAGCGAUUGGAAGAGAGACACACCGGCAAGUCAGCUGACCUCGGCCUCCAAUCAGGAGGCCAGAGGCGGAGUUCCGUCAAGAAGAUGGAGAGACUGAUGGAGAAGAGGCACGGCAGAGUUCAGGAGACCCAGCUGAAGUGUACCAAGGCUCGCAACGACUACCUGCUGAAUCUAGCCGCAGCCAACGCCGCCAUGAACAAAUACUACCUGCAGGACAUCAGCACUCUCAUUGACUGCUGCGACCUGGGUUUCCAUCUGUCCAUUGAGAGAGUGAUGAGGUGCUACCUGGCCAGUAAGUCACGCAUCCAGAAGACGGAGGAGGCGGGGCUUAAGCAGUUGGAGGCGGCGGUGACGUCGCUGGACCAGGGCGGAGACAGGGACGCGUUGCUGCAGCAGCAUGACACUGCCUUCUGCCUGCCGUUCAGAUUCAACUACCACCCACAUGAAGGAGACCAGGUGUGUGAAGUGAGUGCUGAGAGCCAGGUGAGGUACGAGCUGGAGACCAGGUUCCAGCAGCUUCAGUCUCGACUUGCUGCCGUUACCUUGGAAACAGAGGAGGUCAGUAAAACACUCAAAGCCACGCUCACAGCCCUGCUGGAAAAUAUCUGUGACAGCGACUGUAACCCCACCCCUGACAUGCCCAGCAGCCUAUCACACGAGCCCCCAGGAGGAGGCACCGCCCCUAAACUCACCCUCGCCAAGCGCCGAGCCAAUCAGCAGGAGACAGAGACCUACUAUUUUACAAAAGUGAAGGAGUUCCUCACCAGCAGUUCUCUGACCUCCAAACUUCAAGCCAAACAUGACCUUCUGCAUGAUGCCAUACAGAAAGCUGAAGCAGUCGACAGCGACCCUUCAAGAAUGCAAUGUGCUCGGUCAGUGCGUGUUCGGAAGUCCAGACCCGUUUCCCAAUUCUGCCACACACUCUUCACCACAGACAUGCUCACCUACAUUCAGAGCUCUGGGCAGCAGAUUCCUGUGGUGGUUGAAAGCUGCAUCCGUUUCAUAAACCUCCAUGGCCUCCACCAUGAAGGGAUAUUCAGAGUUCCUGGGUCACAGAGAGAGGUGAACCACAUCAGAGACGCCUUUGAGAGAGGAGAGGAUCCUCUGUCAGACAGUGAGUGUGACCUGGACUCUGUGGCCGGUGUGUUGAAGCUCUACUUCAGGGGCCUCGAGCCUCCACUCUUCCCUUACGACAGCUACUCUCAGCUGCUGGAGUGUGUCCAAAUCGAGGGGUUGACAGAGAAAGCUUCCCAGAUUAAGGCGAUUGUCUCCUCCUUCCCACGGCCUCUCCUCAUUGUGAUGCGUUACCUUUUUGCUUUCCUCAAUCAUGUGUCCCAGUAUAGUGAUGAGAACAUGAUGCAGCCGUACAACCUGGCUGUGUGCUUCGGUCCGAGCCUGCUGAGGGGGACCGAGUCUGGUGACGCUGUCGCCAGGCAGCCACAGGUCAACGACUUGGUCAAGACCAUGAUCCUCCAGCAUGACAGCAUCUUUCCUAGCCAAUCAGAACUGCCGGGGCCUGUCUAUGAGAAGCACAUGACCCUGGAGCAGGAGUACUGUGAGCCAAUCACAGAGGAGGGAGAUGGAGAGGCUGAGCAUUUGCACAGUGAGGAUGAGUGGGAGGCAGUGGCCAUGUUUGACUACGUUGCGAGAUCUCCCGCUGAGCUGUCAUUCAAGCAGGGAGAGCUCCUCAUCCUCCACAGCAAGGCCUCGAGCGAUUGGUGGAGAGGAGAGGUGGGCGGGGUGAAGGGCCUAAUCCCUCACAAGUACAUCAGCGUGCUGGAUGGGUCAGAGCGAGGGAAAAGGGAGGAAGGAGGAGGAGGUGGAGGAGGCAGCACUGGAAACCUGACAGUAGAGGAUUCACAGACGGAGAAUACAACUCGGAUGCGGGUGAAUAGCGACAGUGCUUCGUUGCCAGGGAGACAGAGAGGAAGUGAAGGGAGCCCCGUCCGAAAGCCUCCAACCUCCCCUGCCACGCGUCACCUACCAGGGUCCCAGGAGCGAAGACACACUCUGGACAGUCUGAGGCAGGGCGGCUUCAGACCCCUAGACAGGCCUCCACCUGGAGCCACAGACAGACCACCGAUGGACAAGGAGAUGAUCAGUCGUCAGAUGAACUCUGUGUUUAAGGAGCUCCUGUCUCGCCAGCCUGCUCUGCAGCCCAACACCGCCUCCCCCGCUCCUCCUGCCUCUUCCUCCUCUUCCUCUCUUGCUCAAGCCACCCCCGCUGCCAAAAAAGGGGGAUUCGGCCUCAGAGGGCGGGCCCUUUUCAGACCAGUGGACCAAUAGAGAGAGGAGGAUGACUGUGGAAUUACUGAUUGAUUGAUUGAUUGAUUGAUGCAUUUGAUGAAGAUGUUGAUUUAUUUUUCUGACACGUGUGUUAUAUUUGCUCGUCUCUGCCAUCUCAUAGUGCCACUAGUCUCGGUGCCGUAUUACAGUCUGUCCAGUGUGUCUGUUUUCCAGCUGGAUUUGGUCUCUUUCUGUUCUGAUUGGUUUUGUUCUUCAGGCUUUUCGCAUAUUUUUGGGAGAAUCAGGGAUGUUGCAUCACCAGUGAUAUCACCAGACUGACAUUUAGACAACUGGUCGCCAUGGUAGCUACAUCAACAACAACAUGAAGGAGAAAUUUCACUCGACUUAAGCUGCCCCCUAGUGGCAGGUCUAAGAUCAGCUCACCCUUCUGAAUCCCUAUACUGUAUUUUCAAAAAAAAAAAGAAAGAAAGAAAAGAAAAGAACAACUGAUCUGGGGCCUGUGUCUAGGAGUGCCUUCACAUCUUUUACUCUUCACAUUUGUGUCACUUGGGAAGGCCUAGUCGGUCAACACUUCUCGGCAUAGUCAGUGUU
Messenger RNA from Myripristis murdjan (pinecone soldierfish), 3810 nucleotides. It is a transcript of the gene arhgap4b, whose product is annotated as Rho GTPase activating protein 4b. Gene Ontology annotation, molecular function: protein binding. Lineage: Eukaryota; Metazoa; Chordata; Actinopteri; Holocentriformes; Holocentridae. Bases 439 to 3258 code for a protein of 939 amino acids. Gene Ontology annotation, biological process: signal transduction. The record is from RefSeq and is a predicted model, not a curated record. The transcript is spliced from 24 exons.